Wyeomyia smithii (pitcher-plant mosquito) is the source of this 3927-nucleotide messenger RNA. RefSeq names its product solute carrier family 41 member 1. Gene Ontology annotation, cellular component: plasma membrane. Gene Ontology annotation, biological process: monoatomic cation transport. The record is from RefSeq and is a predicted model, not a curated record. The coding region runs from base 796 to 2652 and encodes 618 amino acids. Gene Ontology annotation, molecular function: monoatomic cation transmembrane transporter activity. Lineage: Eukaryota; Metazoa; Arthropoda; Insecta; Diptera; Culicidae. The transcript has 10 exons.
GGAAACGAGCACGCCGCGGCAGACAAUGUGAUGCAAGAUGUGAACCGAACAAGUCGUGUGCGAGUUUCAAUUUUUCGCUCGAGUGUCCAAUCCAACCUCUCUUUCGUGGAGUCCUUUUGUUGGAGGAAAAGCAAAAAUUGCUUCGAAAGCUUAUCGUCGAUGUUGUUUACCUGCGGCAGCAGGGAGCUAUAAAACGGUCAAAACGCGCCCACAAGGCCAGCAGCCUAAUCAGUUCUCAGCCAAGCUGCUCAAGGGGAUGUGAAAAAGUGAUUUUUGUUUCGAGUGCGAAAAUAAAAGUGAAGUAGAAAAAAGCGUUUUUAAGUUUUCGAAGAUCGUUUCCCGAGUUGGUAGUCCCAAAUCGGAGCGCUCCCAUCCGUCUUUCGCCGUUUGGGAAUGGAAGUAGUUGCUGGCUCGAGAGUCGCAUUCCCGUAUCUAGUGAAGGUGAACGAAGCCCUGCUGGGUACUUCGGAGUACGAACGAGACUUCAACUAUCCCGGACGAGACUGCAAUCGGGUGGACAAGCUGGAUCGACUUUCAACCGUCGUCGUUAGCCCGGAAGUGGUAACGAUCGCGUAGACUAUCCGAUGAGCAACCGCGACGUCGUUCGACCCCUGUCUUAACCAGCCUGCCCUAAAACCAAAACCCCCCGUAGUCGCAUUGAGUCGAAAUCACCAAACGCCAAACUCCACCGGAUCUGGUCAGUAGUAUCCGUGCGAAAACAUCAAGCCUUUGAGAGCCAAAGCAGCCAAAUAGACAGAUCAGUUUAUCGAGUUCGAGUGUCACGGGAGCACGACGAUGAAUCCAAAGCUAAACCCAAUAGACGAUCCGGAACAGCCGCCCCAGCUGACGGCGGCUGUUGCCGACGAUACCGCGGGCAUUCUCUACAGCAUCGAUCUCGGCGGAAUGCCAAUCGACAGCAUGAUCACCACUAGUUGUAACAAUAAUAAUAGUAACAAUAACAACCACUUCAUCGGUGCUAAUAGUUUUAAGCCGGACGAUUUGAGGAUCGACGUGCGAAGUGCGGCAGAUUUCUACCGAACUGAGGACGACAGCUUCAGGCCGUUCACGAUCUACGGCAACCACGGUGAUGGAAACGAGAAACUGUCCGGUCUACCAGCUUCAACAACCGGCUCAUUAAGUUCAAUCAUAACGACGUCUGUGGCAUCCUCCGAGCCGGAUCGUGGUGAUCAUCGAGACGGUGGCGUUGGCGGCGGUGGUGAUGACGACGAUAACAAUGUAGUAUCGACGACGACGGGUGGCAAGUGCCUGGGGGGAGGCGGUGGCCACGGUGGUGGCACCGAAAUCAAGCAGGAAAAAUGGUGGGAAACGACGCUGCAGAUCUCGAUUCCGUUCUUCAUCGCCGGUAUCGGUACGAUCGGUGCCGGCAUCAUCCUCGGCCGGGUGGAGCACUGGAAAGUGUUCGCCCACGUUACGGAACUGUUCAUCCUGGUACCGGCCCUACUGGGGUUGAAGGGCAACCUGGACAUGUGCCUGGCAUCACGACUCUCGACCCAAGCGAACCUCGGCAAUCUGACCGGCAUGCGGGAGAUCAUCCACAUGGUGGUGGGCAACAUCGCUCUCGUCCAGGUGCAGGCCACCGUGGCGGCUUUCAUUGUGUCGGUUUUUGCGAUCGGCGUAGGGGCCGCCAUCAACGGGAACUUCCUGUUCGAUCACGCGAUGCUGCUUACCGCGUCCAGCAUGUUUACCGCGACGUCGUCCUGCUUUGUACUAGACUUCGUAUUAGUGGCUGUGAUUUUACUGUCUAAUAAGUUGAAAAUGAAUCCGGAUAAUCUGGCAACACCGUUGGCGGCUUCCAUCGGUGACGUGGUAUCCAUUAGUCUACUCUCCUUCAUAGCGUCGCUGCUGUUUGAAAAUCUAGACACUCAUCUCUGGAUAACGUUCGUUGUGGUUACCUGCUAUUUUAUUCUGUUACCAUUUUGGGUAUUUUUAGUGAUUAGAAAUAAGUACACCCGGCCCGUAUUGACAACUGGAUGGGUUCCUGUACUAUCCGCACUCUUCAUCAGCGGACUGGGUGGUCUAGUGUUGGAUACUGCCGUCGGUAUCUUCAACGGUUUCGUCGUGUUUCAGCCGAUCAUCAACGGCAUCGGUGGCAAUCUGGUUUCGGUUCAGGCGAGCAAAAUCUCCACCAUGCUGCACCAGAGUUCGAUCAUCGGAAUCAUUCCACCCCACGCUAAGAUCUUCGAGAUGCCGUGGCGGGCACUGUUCAAAGGAGUUCCUUAUGCCAAAACUGCUCGAAUUCUGAUCCUCAUGGCGAUCCCCGGACAGGUGUUGUUUAUCUAUGUUGCUGACUACAUACAUAUGUCCGAAUCGACUAUCGGUGCUCCGUUUGUGCUUUCGUAUUUACUCGUCAGUUUGCUACAGAUCAUGCUACUGCUGUACAUCGCCCACGUGAUCAUCCACGCCAUGUGGAAGUGGAAGAUCGACCCGGACAAUUCGGCGAUACCGUAUCUGACGGCGCUGGGCGAUCUGCUCGGAUCGAGCCUACUGGCGAUCGCGUUUCUGUUCCUUCAAUCCAUCGGUCACCCGUACGGUGAACAGGCGGAGGAGAUCGGUACCUCGGUCACACCAACAAGCACCUUCAUCGCACUAGAUGGUGACGCGAGCAAUAAUUUCGCUCCACAAUUGGCCUGAGGUCUUACGUUUUACCCUCCUUUGUUACUAUAGUACUGUCUGCGUUUUACCCUAGCUGAGUUUGCCUUCCCUUCGAUUGCACGCACACACUCGCACCACGCCUAUCAGCGUUUUGUUCGUAUAAAGCCAGUGAAAAUUGUGCAGCGAAUCGAUCAAUUUGUGUUCAAAAUCGGUACUGUGAAACUUUAGAAAUAGUGUUUUUUUUUUUCAUAAUUAAAGUAUGCAUCAUUUUUGAAUCAUAAACUUCGAAACAAAAAUUGGCAGUAUUAUCUAAAGAACUUACGAAAAGAACCGACUAAAGCAAGGCAAGGGGCUCCUCAAUGUGACACACUAGCAGAAUGAACCUAACAGAAUGCUUAUUAAAAUUUAGAGAUGAAAAUAAACAUUUGUAGUGCCUCAAUAAGCUUUCACACCCCCCCCCCCCCCCAGCAGUCACCAGCUCAUGAAGAUUUGCAACAUCAACAUCGAGCAGAGCCGCCCCCUCUCUUCCAUUUUGGCAAAAAAAAAACCUAGAAGAUUUCCCUUCUCAUACGAGACAAUAAAACAGACAGACAUACACGCGAGCGGUCGGUUCGAAGCUUGCCAGCAGAAAAAAAAAAAUCAACCUAUAUCAAAAUUAUCGAAAGCAGCCGGAAGAAAACAAAAAAAAAACAACUAACAGAAAAAAGAAUGUGAUACUAACGAAAAAAAACUGAAACCGAGAAGACGAAGUAAACAGCAACUCUAGCUAUUAACCAAAUGUGUAUGUAUUAGUAAGGAAUGACCACACAGAAACUAGAAGUAAAUCAGGAAUGAAUUAGCAGCAGAUUGCUUCGAUUGGAGACAUCCUAUAUUUUACGGGAAGGAUUCGAAUUAACCGAACUACAUAUUUUGAUUACGAGCGAGCGAGAGAGAAAAAGAAAGAUUAUAACCACACUGCAAGGUGACGUGUUUUAGAGAUUUUCAACAACCAUUCGAAAAGGGCGAAACCAAAAUUUCUCAAAUGAAGUGAAGAAAAAUUGCAUAAAAUAAAUGGUUAACGACAUAAGCAAACACAAUCCCCGAAACUUGUAUCAUGCAGAUGAGAUAUAUAUUAACCCCCAGAAAAAAAAACACAUAAUAAAACUGUCAUUAAGACGUGCAGAAUUGCAACGUAAACUCUCACACACACGCAGACACAGUCUCACCUAAACUCUGUAUUACAAUUUGAAGAAAUGAAAACAAAAACUGACAGACAUGUUAUCGGUAAAUAUAAACAAAAAAAUAAACUUGUUGCAUUUGAAGAAAUGAAAACCA